GUGUUGGUGACUGUCAUCGGGAUUACUCCUCUACUAUAUAUGUUUAUCAUGAAGGUAACUUUGUUACUGGAUGAUUUCCCUUUUCAUUUUCAUGGAUAUAUUAUACGGGUAAUACGGGUACCCAAAGUACCCAAACGGGUAUUAGCGGGUACCCAAUGUUGUGAUUCUUAAUCCUAAGUCCCAUCCCACAAUAAUUAUAGCGGGUAUUUGGGUACCCGUAACCCUCAAAAAACGGGACGGGUUUGGGUAUACCCAAAUACCCAUUUCCCGUUGCCCACCCCUAAUCAGAUCUUCUUCAGGAAGUGGGCACCAGGCAUUCAGCCGGUUGACCCCAGUAAUUGAGGAAUUGCCGAUUUGGGUUAGAAUUUGGGGGAUACCUCUGGAGUAUCAUACGAUUGAAGGGCUUGAAUGGAUUGAAAGCACUAUUGGUCCGCCGGUCUGGAUGGAUCAAACCACAAGAAAGGGCCAUCAGUUGGAGUUUGCAAAGGUUUGUGUUAAUCUUGCGGCUGAUUGUGGUUUUCCAACUAAAAUUAGGUUGUAUCCAAAUGAUGAUCCGUGUUUCGAUAUUGGGAUUAAGUAUUUGAACAAACCUUCGGUCUGCUCUAAGUGUGAGGUCUAUGGGCAUGACUGCAAUAGAAGUGAAACUGUGGAUAAGAAAUGGGUGCCAAAAAUCAAAUCUGCUGGUGCUGAGGUAGGUCAGUCCGAAGUUGUUCCACCUAUGUUGGAAGCUGUAAGUAAGGGUAAAGAGAAGGUUACUGCUGAAAUGGAAUUUGAGAAUGAACCCUUGGAGGUUUCAGUGGAGGAAGGGCAAACUUAUGGUGAUUUAACCCUUGGGGAUUCUGGGGACCAUGCUGUGAGAUUUGUUGAUGUUGUGAAGGGUUCAGUUUCUGGGGGUAGUUCUCCUAUUACUUUGGAGAAUACUUCACCAAGCUCUGGGAGGCAAGCUCCUUUAGAGGAACCUCCUGAUACUCAGAAUCCAUGGAUUACAGCGAGUUAGAGAAAGAAGACACCUACUGCUCCCAUUUCAAAGAGAAGGGGCAGGGGAGGUAAGCGGAAAUGAAGUUCAUAUCAUGGAAUACCCGGGGAUUUAAAGACCCAGAUAAGAAUAAAGAUGUGCAACUACUAGUUAAUAAAUAUAUAUUAUAUUAUUGCUUUGUUAGAACUAAGAGUCAAAGUUGAUAAAGCUGAGGAACUAGUGAAUAAGCGUUUUCCAGGUUGGGAGAAGAGAAUUGUGGGAAAUGAUGCUGGCUUGAGUAAGAUUGGGAUGAUUUGGAGAUCUGAUGUACAAAUGAGGGUCCUUCAUAGUACUGAUCAGUUCAUUCAUGCUAUGUUCUGUUCUGGUUUUCCCUUCUUUGUUACUGUGGUUUAUGCCUCUAAUGAGGAAGCUGAGAGAAGAGUUCUUUAUAGUAAUCUGGGGGAUAUUCAGGUUCAAUCUGAACCUUGGGUUAUAUUGGGGGAUUUCAAUGCAAUAGGGGAUGUGACUGAGGCAUCUAAUUCUCCUGGAGUUAGUUCUAGUAUGGGGAUUUCAGAAAAUGGCAGUUUGACAUUGAGAUUGUAGAGCACAAGUCUUCUGGACCAUGGUUCACAUGGAUCAAUAAGUAGUAUGGAAAUCCAAAUGCGAGGAGGCUGGAUAGAGCUUUCAUAAACUGUAAAUGGUUGGAUGUUUUUGGGUCUAGCACAGUCGAUAUUUUGCGUCCUGCAGUAUCUGACCAUUGCCUAGUGUUUGUUAACACUGAUAGUUCUAUUAAAUCUCUCCCUAAACCUUUUAAGUUUUUCAAAUUUUGGAUACAAAAUGAAAGGUACUAGGAUCUGGUGAAGGAGGCUUGGAGCUCAGAGGUUGUUGGUUCACCCAUGGAGAGAGUAAGUAGGAAGCUAAAAAUAUUGAAAGGGUUGCUUAAGAAACUGAACAGAAGUGAAUACUCUGAUCUUCAUGAGAGGGCAAAGCUCAAAGAGCAGGAGUUGAUUGUAGCUCAGGCCAGUGCAUUCCAAAAUCCCUCAGCUGAAUCAUUUCGGGAAGAGGCUCGGUUAUCUGCUGAUGUCAAAGGUUGCUGGGGCAGAAGGACUCAUAGGUUGAGGCGAGUAGUAUUGAGGAAAUGAGAGAUCUCCUGCAGUUCAAAGUUGGUGAGUUGCAGCAAGCUGCUUUAAUUCAGCCAGUAUUGGAGGAUGAAGUCAAGAACACCCUGUUUGGUUUCAAAGGGGAUAAAAGUCCGGGGCCAGAUGGAUUCCCAGCUUAUUUUUUCCAAAUAGCAUGGCACAUAGUAGGUCCUGGCAUUACUUAUGCUGUGCAACAUUAUCUCCUUAGUUGUUCUCUUCCAGGUACACAUUCUACACUCUUAGCAUUAAUACCUAAGGUUCAGAACCCUGAGGAGAUGAAGUUAUUUAGGCCCAUUUCCUGUUGCAGCACGCUUUACAAGUGUGUAGCAAAAAUUCUUGCUGCUAGGCUUAGCUCAGUUUUGCCUUCCCUUAUAAUCCAUAAUCAAACUGCAUUCAUUAAAGGGAGAGUAAUUGGUAAGAAUAUCUUACUAGCUCAUGAGUUAGUCUAGAAGUACAAUAGAAAUGAUAUAUCUCAAAGAAGCAUUGUCAAGGUUGAUAUUAUGAAGGCCUUUGACUCAGUGGAUUGGGACUUUCUAAUAACUGUGUUAAAAGCAA
Molecule: messenger RNA, 2649 nt
Organism: Linum trigynum
Lineage: Eukaryota; Viridiplantae; Streptophyta; Magnoliopsida; Malpighiales; Linaceae
Source: the annotation of a GenBank genome assembly